This is a messenger RNA of Haliotis rubra (blacklip abalone), 969 nucleotides long. Its product is annotated as histidine protein methyltransferase 1 homolog. NCBI's taxonomy places the organism in Eukaryota, Metazoa, Mollusca, Gastropoda, Lepetellida, Haliotidae. The record is from RefSeq and is a predicted model, not a curated record. Gene Ontology annotation, biological process: peptidyl-histidine methylation, to form tele-methylhistidine. The transcript is spliced from 9 exons. The coding region runs from base 51 to 890 and encodes 279 amino acids. Gene Ontology annotation, molecular function: protein-L-histidine N-tele-methyltransferase activity.
GUAAACUUCAACACGUGUUUGUCGUUCAUAAUAAAUAUUGAACAGAAACGAUGUCCUUUAAAUUUAAUUUUUCCAUGCCUUCAGAUGAUACCAUCGAUGAAAAGGCUCAUUUAGACAAUUCAGCCAGCGUCAUAACUGAUGAUGACGAUUCUAAAGCUCUACCUUCACAAGAAAUCUCACGGAACACAGCACAGAAUGUUGGUGAUCUGAGUACAACUGAACACAACGUAUGUGGUGUUGUAUUUAGAGUGAUCCGUCAACAAGAUGUCAAUGUCAGCAGCUCGGCGCUCCAAGUUACAACAGAUUCUGAUCUUGUUCCUGGUGUUUAUGAAGGAGGUCUGAAGAUAUGGGAGUGUGGUGUAGAUUUAGCAGAGUACCUCAUCAAUCACAACAUUGACUGUAAAGGGUUACGUGUGUUAGAGCUGGGAUGUGGAGCAGGGCUACCAGGACUUACCGCCAUGCACAAGGGAGCAGCCGUGGUCGACUUUCAGGAUUACAACCCUGAAGUGGUUGAAAAUAUCACAAUUCCAAAUGUUGAACUUAAUCAAUGUUCAGACUGCAAGUGUCGAUUCUUUUCUGGAGAUUGGAGUUCUCUCCCCUUAACAAUCUGUACCGAUGAUGAAGAGAAGCGGUAUGACAUAAUCCUGACAGCAGAGACAAUCUACAACACCAGGAGUUACAGAAAACUUCACCAGGCGUUCCAGCAACUCCUCAAGCAGAAUGGAACCAUCUACCUAGCAGCCAAGUCAACCUACUUUGGUGUUGGAGGGGGAACACGGCUGUUUGAGGCCUUCCUGAAGAGGGAGAACGUCUUCACCAGCCAGGUGUGUUUGGAGAUAGAAGCAGGUGUGCCAAGGGAGAUCUUAAAGGUGACACGACAGACAUCCUGACAUGAGCCCACCAUUGUUGUACAUACUGUACAUACAGCAAACACUGUACAUAAUACAAAUAAAGACUCUCAUAGAUCAA